Messenger RNA from Penicillium brasilianum, 5089 nucleotides. Lineage: Eukaryota; Fungi; Ascomycota; Eurotiomycetes; Eurotiales; Aspergillaceae. The record is from the annotation of a GenBank genome assembly.
UUCCCCCGGACACAACCUUCGACGACUGUCGCUACCGCGAUUGCAAUUGUACUUGUUUCAUCUGAUCGAAGUUUGGCUUCAACUUACAUUUCUCCAAGCCUUCGCAUACAAUUUGCGCAAGAACGUACUUCAUGGCGCUGCUUGCGCUCCGGACCCUGCCGCACUAAGCUCCGCCACGAGAUGACCCCUCGAAUACGAACAUCCCCGAAUAAUACACCUUUCUGUUCCGAUAAUCCCACUCUCAUCAGCCUCCACAGAUCUAUGAUUGCUACGGACCCUUAGAACAAGGUUUUGCAUAUUUCCGGAAUUGAGUACCGCAGGCGAUCUACACACUAUCGCUUCUCUAUAUAACUUGAGUGUAUAGACAUUGUCGCAUUCAUUAUCAUAGCGUGCGCGCACUAUGCGACGGACCCAAGCUGUUGAUUGACACGCGAACCAUAUCUCACAUCAUCAACAAUGUCGGCCCACGAGCAGCAGACGGCGCCCCCUCCCGGCUCCGAUCCGCGUGAACAUGCGGCCGAAGACGUCGAGGACACCAACAACCCAGGACUUGAUUUACAGUCCUUGUCGCGUGCGGUCAAAGCAAGAAAGGCAGAUUAUACCCGCCGGCAAUCCGUCCGAGUGAAGAUUGGUACAUGGAAUGUAGCCGCCAUCAACGGUACUGAGAAAGACAUUGGAAAGUGGUUCGUGCAGGGCCAAGGCGUUUGCGAGCAGCUCUCCGGCCUGAAGGGCUCCCAGUCCCGCCGGAAUGACACUGCGAAUAAAUCUCCUCCUCCAAACGAAGACGGUGAACGGAAGAAUGAUAGCAGCGGCGCUGCACCUUUUCAGUUCAGCCAGGAAGAAGUCGAUCUCUAUGUUUUGGGCCUACAAGAGAUCGUUGAUGUUUCUUCUCCGGCUGAAGCUCUUCGGCCCUAUACGGAUCCCGGACCGGCGAGCAGGUGGAAAGAGGCCGUUCAUCAAGCUCUUCCUCCGGGAUACCAGCUCGUCUCCGAGGUCCAGCUCUUGGGCCUUUUCCUUACCAUCUAUGCAUCACCUGCGAUCCGCGACAGCAUCUCUUCGAUCAGUAGCACGUACGUGGGUACAGGACUGAUGGGGUAUAUGGGCAAUAAAGGCGCUGUUGCGACUCGGUUGGUUCUUGGAGAGACCACACGUCUGGUCUUUGUGAAUUGCCACCUAGCUGCGGGAUCAGAUAAAGGGAGUCUGGAACGGCGCAAUUGGGAUGCUAUGCAAAUCACCCAGCGGGCCAAGUUUGAGCCUGUGGAAACCGAAGGUGAAACCCAGGAAGGCCAAGGUGAUAGCAUUGGCGAGGAGGACUUUACUUUCUGGUUCGGUGAUCUCAACUAUCGUCUCGACGAUAUCCCAGGAGAUGACGUGCGACAAGUUCUUGCUCGGCAUACGGAGAACUCGUAUGACGCCGCGCUACAAGGGAAGCGCCCCAAGUCCGACAGUCGUCGCAACUCACUCACCUCCGACUCCUCAUCCGAAAAUCGGCCGCCAUCGCUGCCCGAAGGAGGGGAACUGCCCGAACCCGUAACUGAUGAGGAGAUUGAUCCCCAUAAUGAUCCCGCAUCUCUACAGACUACUAUUUCAUCUCUUAUUACUCACGACCAACUGCGAAUUCAACAAAAGAAAGGCACUGCUUUCCACAAAGGUUGGCGAGAGGGCCAGAUCUCCUUUUUGCCAACGUACAAGUACGAUGUUGGAAGUGUGGCGUUGUUCGAUACUAGCGAGAAACACCGUGGUCCUAGCUGGUGUGAUCGGAUUCUCUACCGUACGCGACGGGACAGACUCAAACAUGAGCAGCUGGACCGGGAAGCCGAGGAGGCACGGAAACGAGACAAGGAGAUGCAGGCUCGUGGAUUGGACAAAGCAGUUGCUGAUGAUAAUGUGCUAUUUGAUUAUGAUCCCGAAGCUGAUGGUCAAGAUGGCUCCGUUGGGAGUGGAGAUUACGGCUCGGACGCUGAUGGAGAUGCCGAUUCCUCCUCUUCAUCCGAAGAUGCGCCGCCAGAGUCGAUUCACCAGCAUCAGUAUAUCUCUCACCAGGGUAUCCUUUCCUCGGAUCAUAAGCCAUUGGACUCUAUCUUUACUUUGACCUUUGAUGCUGUCAACCCCAUCCUCAAAGCAAAGGUACACCAAGAGGUUGUUCGUGAAUUGGACAAGGCCGAGAAUGAAGCACGGCCGGGUCUUACAGUCGUUGUGGAUACCCAUGUCGAUGAGGAUCGAUCGCAACGUGAUCCGAAUACCAUCGAGUUUGGGCAGAUCAAGUACGAUGUUCCAAUUCAUCGGAGCUUGACCGUUGCUAACACAAGUGGUGCACCUGCGACUUUCUCAUUCGCCGAGAGGUCUAGUCUGGGCGAUAGCACGCAAAAUAUACCGCCGUGGCUGGACAUCCAGGUUCAUCGCUCUGCCGACCACGAGCCGGCCCCAGGAGAGUCAUCUAAAUCUGAGAGCUCUCAUACUUUGCUUCCAGGAGAAGUGGCUAACAUCGACGUCACGGCGCAUGUUCGAAGCAUUGAGCAUGUCCGACUACUCAACUUAAAGAAAGCCAAGCUCGAGGAGAUUUUGGUCCUCCAUGUGGACAGCGGCCGUGAUCAUUUCAUCUCUGCCUGCGGAAAGUGGCUGCCAACUUGCUUCGGUUGCAGCGUUGAUGAAUUAACACGUAUGCCCGAGGAAGGUGCUCGCUCUCUCAACGAUGAAACUGUAUUGUCCCGGGAGAGGGGAGCGAAUGAAGUACGACUGUCAGCACCUCGCGAACUCUUCCGGCUGACCGAAUCGAUCUCCGACUUAACGGAACGCGCCGUAGCCGAAUGGAGUAUGACUAAAGGCGAGUCUAAAAAGGAGCAAGCACCAUGGACCAAAAAGCCUGGCGGUUCUGCGUGGCCAUUCCAGCCGGAUACAUGGACUCUUAUGGAUCCAAACGAUCGUGCUACCCUUCUUGCUUCAGUCCGCGAAUCUCUCGAUACCAACGGCUCUCUGUCGAGCAUCUUUGCACCAGAGACUCCUUAUUUACAUAGACUGGAGAUCUUGUCCGAAACCCUCCUGACAUUUCUCAACUCACUCAGCGACGGCAUCGUCACUGCCAAUGUCUGGCAGCAAAUGGAGCAACACAUGAUCACUCGCGAGAAAUCCAAAGCCCCAUCUCUAUCAUGGGAAGAAACGCAAGCGUGGGUCUUGGAGAGUCUUGCCUACUCGCCAGCACAUAGCGUCUCCUUCACAUUCGUCACCUUUAUGCUCGCCCGUAUCGCAAACGAGGUAGCCCCCGUUCCCUCUACCGCAUCAACUUCCAACGACCAAAACCGGUCAACCGACGAGACCGCCAAUUCCACAAACAACCAAGAGCAAAACAGACCUUCAGAAUCUACCUCUAUAUUCCCAACACCGCCCACCCCAGCUGCAGCUGCGGCUUUCAUAUCCGGGGGAAGCUUCCGCCGCAAACCCAGACUACCAGAUCCUGAAAUCGCGUCGGAUAAUUCGAAAAACGCUGCAGUACGUCGACAAGCCGUCGAGUCGGCAUUGGCGGAUAUCUUCGCGCGCGUCUUGAUCUCAGCGGCUGUUCCUGUCCCGGCGAAGGAUAAGGAGCGACGGGCAUCUGAUGAGCGGAGGAAGAGCAUUAUUGAGCCAUUUUUGAAGAUGAUUGGUGUUGACGAGCGGGGUCCCUCUGGAGGUCGAUAAUUGUUUACUUGUAUGGACGUUCUUGUCUUGUUCGAUUGUAUAUUGAUUGUCUUCUUGUUUGGCGGCUUUGACUGAUUGGGUCUCGGGGAUUUGGUAAUUGGAGUGGUUUCUUUUUUACUUCUUGGUAAUGCCCACCGCGACUGUCAGGGUGCGAAUUAUAGACUUGAUGUUUUGCAAUGUCUUUCAUGGAAAUAUAGGUUGAACGAUCAGGCAGUAUGUACAAUCCCGAUAUGCCAUCCAAUAUCCUAAACAGAAAAAAAAGGCCCGAAAACGAAUGCACAUGUCAAAAAAAAGAGAGUUCUACACCCGCCAAACUCGACGAUCACAGCCUACCGCACAGCUCCCCAUACAGAUUCAAAAGACUGCUGCUGCUGGGAAUUCCUUCCAGGAGAAACGGCCGAUGAUUUAGCCUGGGCAGCCUGCGACGUAUACUUUGAUCCAGCGACCGCUCUAGAUUUGCCCUUACCACUUUUCGAACGCGGUUGGGGACUAGGCUGUGAACGACCAAACAUCCGCUGUGCAGCGAGCAUACAGCGAGAGGCAAUGCGCCCGGGGAUAUUAAAGAUAGAAAACGCGAUCUGGGUGGGAAUAACGACACAAGCGCAGGCCCAAUCGAUGAGAGUGAAAGCGUAGCUCUGGCGACGAUUUUGACUCGCGCGUUGCGCAGCUGCAGCGAGGGCAAUUGCGUCGCGCGUUUGCGCUUCGAGUUGUUGAAAUCGGGUAUCCGUUUGGAGGGCUGUGAGGGCUGUACGUUUCUCGUAGCGGCGCACUGCGCGGUUGAGAGCUUCGAUGUCUGGGCCGAGGGCUCGGCGGGAUUCGACUACGGCCUGCGUGAUCAGGUCUGGGGUAUCUUUUGUAUCUGAGGAGGAUGAUGACGCGAAACGGGCAGCAGCGGCUUCGGCAACGUGCGCUUCCAGUUCUUCGAGGCGCUUGCUGAGAUCGAGGACUUUCUCGCUGUUAAUAUCGUCCUCGUAGUUUGAGGCGACAACGCGUUGGAGGUGAAGGGUUCGUGCUUGGCCGAGCUUGAGAAGAUGGGCGAAUGGGCGUAUCUCGGCUGCGAGGAGGAAUAUGGUGAGGUUGUAGUUUGAGACUAGACCUUCCGAAGGUCGAGAGAGGCUGGAUCGGAUGGCAUGUAGGAGCCAGGUGCCAAUGACUGGGAAGACGAAGCAUGAACCGAGGGCGAUUAGCUCGUGGAUCUGAAGUUCUUUGAUAGCUUUUGCUUCUGCUACGGCUCGCAGGUGCUUUUCAGGGUUUGGGCUGUCGGCUUGCGAGUCUAUGGCUUCUUCAUUCUCAUCAACCUCGGCAAGCUCUGCCGCGAUGGGAUUGAAGGUAUCACGUUCCCGUUGAUUUGCCUGUGCUGAGCGAUACCAGUCCCUGCAUAUCAUUAGCAUCUAUUGGUGUCUCGCAUUAUAUAACG